AUGAGCUCCUAUUUCGUUAAUCCGUUGUUCACUAAGUACAAACCGGACGAUGCACUGGACCGUACUAAUUACUACGACGGCUGUUUCCCGCACGGAAUCAGCGGGGAACCCGCUCUGAUGUACGGCGCGGUGACACGUCCCGCUUUCCAGCCCGUCUCCGGUCACAUCCAGGACUACUUCCACACCGGUGGCUCCUCGCUCCCCGCCUCCAGCUACCAGCAGGGGCCCUGCGGACCCUCUUGCCAAGGGGAGACGGCCAAGUUUUACGGCUACGACGCGCUGGGCAGGCAGAACGCUUACGCCGGCGGGCAGACGGACGCGGCGUUGCUGCAGUAUCCCGAGUGUAAGGCGGGGGUCCCCGCUCCAGCGGCGGCGGGCAGCGGGAGUGAAGGACCGGGAGCCGUGAAUCCCAACUCACCCGCCAGCCUCAUGUUCCCGUGGAUGAGACCGCACGGUUAG
Messenger RNA from Rhincodon typus (whale shark), 459 nucleotides. Its product is annotated as homeobox protein Hox-C8-like. Gene Ontology annotation, molecular function: DNA-binding transcription factor activity, RNA polymerase II-specific; RNA polymerase II transcription regulatory region sequence-specific DNA binding. The transcript has a single exon. Gene Ontology annotation, cellular component: nucleus. The record is from RefSeq and is a predicted model, not a curated record. NCBI's taxonomy places the organism in Eukaryota, Metazoa, Chordata, Chondrichthyes, Orectolobiformes, Rhincodontidae. Gene Ontology annotation, biological process: regulation of transcription by RNA polymerase II. Bases 1 to 459 code for a protein of 152 amino acids.